UGUGUUGUGGUUAAGUUUUUGGGAAUUUGCGUGUAUAAUCGGGAAAUCUAUUAUUAUUCAUUCGUUAUAUUAUUUUAAAAUAUUGAUAAUAAGAUUAACAAGAAACCCUUCUCUUGUUCUCGCUCCGAGAGCUUAGUAUAGUAUACUGCGGCUUUUUUUAGUUAGUAUACGUAUUGGUUCAUUUAUUUACAUUUGAAGGGUAUUGUAAUAAAUAGCUAAUAAAAUGUCUGAAGAGGAAGAUAAAUUAACUAAACAAGCCCAAGAGCUUCAUAUGUCACCCAGUUGCUCCAGCUUCGAGGUGCUGGACCCUCACGACCCGGUGAUCAGUCGGCUCGCCACCCAGCUGUUCAGGAAGACCAAUGAUUACUUGCAGGGUGAAAUGGCUGCGGGACAGGACCAUUACGUGCUGCUGGAGGAAAUCAACCGUUUGGCGAUCACCAAGUAUACCGAUUUGAGGAACCUUGCUGUUAACCUCAGCAAAACUCUGAGCGACUACAAUGAAAUGUAUGAGCAGCAUAUUAGGCAGCUUCUGCAGCAGAUCGACGCAAUCGACGCCCAAGUAUCCAAGUUCGAAGCCAACGCGUACCGUCUGGACAGCUACACCAAACAGCUGCAAGCACGUUUCAAAGAAUUAGAAGAGAAGUAAGGUAACUGCACGGGAGACCUGCUCUUGCAGGCAGACGACUCUUUGUAACUGUAGAAAAAACAAUGCAAAAUGUCAAUGUAAAUAAGCAAGAACUCCUCAAAUGGAUAAUAUCUUUUUUUUUCACUGCACUGCGAUUUGCCAUCGAUAUGAAAGUCUUUUUCAGACGGUUUGUGAUUGUGUUUAUCUAUUUAAAGGUGCAGUCCAGUAACAAUUAUCCUCAAGGCUACGUUUUACCUCAUUGAAGGCAGCCCACUAAUGAGACCUGUCUCACAUGCCACUAAAACCAAAUUGUGUCAACUGCUUAUGGUCAGUCAAUCGGCCGCAUGUUUGGGCACAAAAAAGCAAAAAAAGAUAAUAAAUGAUUUAAUUUUUAUAGCACUUCGGGUGCCUAUUUUGUAUUUUUCUUUCUUUGUAAGUUAUUUAAUCGCGAAGUUUUUCACCUUUUAGGCAAAGCGACUUACCUAAGUAGUUUAUUAAUUGAUUGCAGCCAUUGUAGGUCUCCUGGUAGCGAUAUUUUAGUUACUGCUAAGCGAAAAUACAUAGUUUCGUCGGCUUACAGCGAAAACUACGUGAGCGCCAUUUUGAAAAAUCACAUUCUUUUUUCAAAAUUGAGAACACACUUUUGUACCUGAAUUGACACUAGCGUGUAUUGCGACGUUUUGUUAACAAAAAUCACAUCGGAAUGUAAUUUAUCAAAAAGGCGGUUGAGUGGUUUUCGCUAUAAACCGACGAUAUGUCAUUAUGAUUUUCCUAAACAUGGACGUAUUCUGAUGUUUAUUUUAUUUGUAUUUUCUUUUCAUAUCGUCUCUGGAAAGCCAAAAUAUCCUAAAAUAGCAGUCUGUGUUAUGAUAUUUUGUAAGUCUUCACUAGGCAUAGAAAAUUAAAAAACAAUGUAAUCUUACAUUGGGUAAAGUUAUGAUGAAAAAGGAAAACUUCAAACGGCUUUUUCUCGAAAUGGCGUUUUGGCUCUUACUUAAUUUUGCCUUUCCAGUGACGAAUAUUCAAGUAUUGAAUGCCUCAGAUUAAAAUAGCGAAUCUAUAGGCCUGAAAGAGAUUUUAUUUAUUGUGGCACUAUUAGUGAGAGUUAGCUACUGCCCAUAAAAUCAUCAGAGAGCAUAAAAAGGGCAUGAACAAACGCAUAAAAUCUCCUUUAUGAUGAUUUACUGUAAAACACGCGAAGCAUGUUGAGCAGUUAAGAAAAAUAUUGUUAUUCAAGUAAAUAAUAUUAUUGCUAUUAUAAAAAGUAAAUAUGCCACUGAAUAACCGACUUGUAAUUUUUAUAUAUUAUGUAGUUAAGAACAUUCCCGUGAAAAGUGUAUGUACAAGUAUACAAUUUAAAAUUAUGAGUAUUUAAUAUUUGUAACAAACAAUAGACCACUUUGUUUACUGGACACCAAAGUCACCCUAAAUACACACUACUCGUCAAGAAAAUCGAAACAAUGCAAGUUAAGGGUUAACAAGUAUUAGGAAUAAUAAAAAAUAAAUAUAAUUUGAAAGUAAGUUUUAUAAGGUUUUUAAUUCUUUGUUCCAAAUUCAAAUUUAAAAUUUAUUAAACUUGUGAACAAAAUUUUAAAAGUUUUCCAUUUUUUAUGAUGAGAAGUUUAUUACGAGUAUGCAAUUUAAUAUUAUGGGUAUUUAUUAUAUUGUAACACUAGAUUCGUUUACUGUAUAGCGCCCUACAUAUUUAUACAGGGUGUUAGUGACAUCGUAACGGACACAUUGGGGGAUGAUUGAGAUCGAAGUGGAAUUUUCCGUUACGAUGUCACUAACACCCUGUAUUUUCCAAUGCAUAGUACACCCUUUAGUGUCGUGAUAAUGUAAACAUCGCUAUUCCUUACAUUCUGUAGUAAUUAUUACUGAAUUAAUUUACCAAAUUAUUUAUUACUACCUAAUUACUAUAUUAAGGUAAUAAAUUUUAAGAUAAUAGUGCCGAUUCGGGCUGAACAUAAAUUAAGUUAAAAAAGAAACUUCCAAUUCCAAUAGUCAAAUCUGUUACUUUUUACUUAACGUCAAAAUAUCUAUGGAAUAUGUACGCAAACGUACACAGUGACGUCAUAGAAAAAUGUUUUAAAAUAACGAACUUAUUGUUGCGUUUUUCUUAAUUAUAAUUAGUCAAUAAAUUAAAUGAAAAAACAGAAAAUGUUAUAUUUGUUUUAGACAUUUAGUUGGUAGUUAAUAUUUCAUAAUUUAUUUGUGACUAAGGAAACUAUUCAGAUUUUUUUUUCACAACUCAAUGUAAAAACAAAUAGAUUGUAUAUAGGCCAUUGGCGAAAGGGGGUUAAAAAGGCCACAUCGAAGCUAUUCAUCUAAAAAAGCAAUAUUGCAAUUUGAUAUUUGCGCAUAUAAAAGUAUGUGCGCAAUGCAAACAAAUGUCAAACAGCAAUGUUGCUUUUUUAGAUGAAUUGCUUCUUAACCGAACAGCUCAUUUCUAGCAGAAAUAUCUUCUGGCAGACUCAGAUAGAGAUAGUAUAAAAAUCCUUUGUUACGAUGAGUGAAACAAAAAUAUUCAAGUAGUUUUAGAACUGACAAACUAAAAUUAAAUCAUAAUAUAUCCUGUACACGCUAUGUAAUUUUAUGUUAUACCUAUCAUUUUCUUAUCCGCUGAAAAAGAAAGGGAUGGGUAAUCGACCCGCAUAACAUUUAUAAAACACAUGCCAAUAAACCUUCUAAAAAAAUUACGUCUGCCAAUAACCCAACUAAAUUAAGUUGAUGGCACACUUCAAACAGGUUGCGUACCUAUUUGAUUCGUCCGGCUAUUCAUUUUAAAUUUCAAAUUAACAGGCGUUAAUCAGCCGUCCCUUUUCGGCGGAUGAGAAAAUUUCAGGUAAAACUUAAAAUGAAAUUAGGUGGUGUCUCCAGGAAUUAGCACCUAUGUUUACCAGAAUUGGCACCAAUAUUAUAUUAAUUUGAAUCAGUCUCUAAACUACACUGAACUGCUAAACUAUGUAUUACACUUUUAAAAAGAAACAAGAGAAGUUAAAGAUUUAGAUUUAAAAAUAACUUUUUAUAGAUAAUUUUAUCGGCUUUCUUAGUAAUUUAUUAACACAGUAACAUUUCGAGUACUUUUUAUUUCGAAAGUUUGUCUUGUGUACUUAGAGUUAUUAUAAUUUUAAAAGUGUAGUUCUUACUUUUGCAGGCCGGUGUAUACUUAUAAUAAGUAUAGAAAAGCUUAAAUAUUUUGAUAUACUUCCAAUUAUCACAUAUGUUAUUUCGAGGUUAAAUAGCAUGUGACAGUCAUGUUAGGUGCAAUAUUGAAUAAAUAAAUUAAAAAUACA
Pectinophora gossypiella (pink bollworm) is the source of this 3921-nucleotide messenger RNA. RefSeq names its product biogenesis of lysosome-related organelles complex 1 subunit 2 (gene Blos2). Gene Ontology annotation, cellular component: gamma-tubulin complex; BORC complex; BLOC-1 complex. Gene Ontology annotation, biological process: lysosome localization; endosomal transport. Gene Ontology annotation, molecular function: gamma-tubulin binding. The record is from RefSeq and is a predicted model, not a curated record. NCBI's taxonomy places the organism in Eukaryota, Metazoa, Arthropoda, Insecta, Lepidoptera, Gelechiidae. Bases 224 to 646 code for a protein of 140 amino acids. The transcript is spliced from 4 exons.